UAGGAUUUACAUAGAACUGGUUGUAGUUUAUUUUGCGGUGCUGCUGGUCGUGAUAAUCAAGGGGUAUUGCGUCGUGUGUUAUUAGGAUUUGCGCGAUGGAACAAAUCCGUUGGAUAUUGUCAAGGCCUUAAUGUUCUUGCUGCCCUAAUUUUGCAAGUCACCGACAAAGCUGAGACUUCUGCGGUGAAAAUUAUGAUAUAUUUAGUUGAAGGAGUAUUACCAGAGGGUUACUUUGCGGAUAAUCUUCGUGGUUUGACUGUGGAUAUGGCUGUAUUCAAAGAUUUGUUACGUUUAAAGCUACCAAGACUAUCUAAACAUAUAGAAUCUUUACAAAACAAAAACAAAAGUAAAGCAACAGGGAGCAGUUAUGAACCACCUUUAAUAAAUGUAUUUACUAUGCAAUGGUUCCUUACACUAUUUUGUCAUUGUUUACCUGAAAAUACUGUCCUUCGUAUUUGGGACCUAAUCUUUCUAGAAGGCAACGAAAUUCUUCUGAAAACAGCUUUAGCUAUUUGGAAAGGGAUUUCCGAUCGAAUUAUAGCUGUGAAAUCUGCCGAUGAAUUUUAUAGUAUUAUGGGAGUUUUAACAAGAGAAAUGCUCGAGUUCACAGAUACAAACAACUUAAUCAAGGCAAUCGUGAAUAUGGGAACCUUACACGAAAUUCAAGAUUUGAGGGAAAAACAUCGACAUAAUAUUGCUCCGUGGGCAAGAAAGUUAAGUGUUAAUAAAGACAAUAUUACAAAAGAUAAUGGAAGAUUACCAGUUUCUGCGACAAGUUUUGCAGCUCAACGUCAAACAAAAAAAGAUGCUGACGAUAGUGAAUCAGAAUGUAUAAAAUCAUUGGAGAAUAAUUUAGUUUCUCUUUCAAUUGAACGGAAACAAAAUGCUGACAGCGAUAGUUCAUCAACCGAACUUUGUGAUGAACCUGAACAUUUUAGUGAUAGUGAAGAUCAAUCUUCCAUAACAGAUAACAAUAUAAUAUUCGAUACUCGUAAUGAAUUACAAUUGAAUAAGGUUUCAAUACAAAAUCCUUUAAGUGAAAUAGAAUCAAAUUUCAAGGAUGACUCAUCAAUCGAUACACAAAUUAAUAAUGAAAAAGAGCAAUCAAUGAAGAAUGAAUAUUUUUCAUCUGUCAGUCAAAUAACGGAUGAGAUUCGGUUAAUUUCUGCAAGUAAUGAUUUGACUGGUUCUAAUACGUUAACUAGUAGAAGUAUCUCACCGACGAAAGAAAAUGGUAACAGCGAAGUUUUGAAGUUAGUGGAUAAAGAUUUUACGAGCCAUUUGAAAUCGUGUUCUGUAAAUUCUAUGACAGAUAACUUGGAAUUAAAUUCUCUUUUUCCACAUUCAAAUAAAAUUAUCAAUCAUUAUGACAGCAUCAUUACUGAUACUGUAAUAUGUGAAAAUGAUGACAAUACCUAUAAGAAUUUGUUCGAUGAUAUAUUUAUAAAUGAUGAUACACAAGUUGAUAGCUUGUUAAUUCCUCCUAAUAGUAAUGCAAUAAAUAGUAGUCGUUUGUCUGAAAGUGUUAUUUUAUCACCCGAUAAGAAGUUCAGAAAUGUACUUACUGAUUAUCACUUAAUCGUGAAAUCAAAUGAUGUUGAAGAAACAGUAAAUGACUCUAGUAUAAAUAAUGAAGCAUUAACGUCAUCAAAUAUUGUAAAUAAAAUAGAUAUGGUCAAUGACUUAAAAUUAUCAACUAGUGAAAUGACUGAUGCUAGUCAAAAAAUAAAUAUAAUCUUAAAGGGGAAAAAUACAUUAGAACAUGAACAAUCGGAGCUUAAAAUAAUAUCUAACAAUUUGUUAGAUUUAAACAACGAUGCUAAUCACAAUCGUAAUACAAUUGAUACAAAAUUUUUGAAACCCGAUGACAUGAAAAAAUCUGACUCAAGUAUAUUUCAUCGAAUACAAAAUUUUCAAGCUGAAAGUGGGAAAAUCUUUCAGCACACUGAUUAUCAUUUCUUGAAUGAAAGUGCCCAAUUCACUUUUACAGAUUUAGACGAUGAAUAUUUAAAGUCUAAUGUCGAUUCAAAAUCUUACGAAAAUAUUUCAGCACUGAAAUUUAAUAAAUAUACUUUAUCAAGUCCAGUUGCCUCGGAUUCUUCUAAAAAAGUACUUAACCUUAAUCCUAUUGAAGUAAGAAUUGAAAGUGACUCUUUGGACGUUCCGAUAAAAGUUAAUUAUGCUGAAAAAUUGUUCGAUUUAAGGCUUCGAUCGCCCGUAGUGACUAAUGCUUUUGAGGAUUCUAUUGAUUGUAAGCUACAAAAAAAUUUAGCUAACACUUCACCUAAUGUAGUUCCAACUAGUUCACCUUUUUUUCCUAUUUUAGACUUAGAUGAGAAAUCUCCUCCAUCGAAUCACAUUGUUGAAUACGAAAAAAAAAGCAAUCAUUUAAAUAAUGUUUCACCUGCAAAAUUACCUGAAAGUUUUACUGAACUGAAUAAGUUCGAUCAAUGUCAUGAAAAUAAGAUUUUUCCAUUUUCCGCAUCUAUCGAUAUGAGGCCUAUAGUCAACUUACAUGUUAAUAGUUUUUAUUCAGAAAAUACUAAUGAAAUUGAGGGAGUAAAUUUGGAAUCAGAAUUUACAAAUUUUAAAAUAAAAUCAUGCAAUGAAAAAUUAAAAAAUAAAGAUUCGUGUGCAGCAAAUUCAAACAAAAAUGAUUCGAAUUUUGAAGGCCUUACAAACCGUAUGUUUAAAAAUAGAAUCGUUGCAUCCCCGAAGAAAUUUGACUGUUAUUUAACUGAUUUAAAUAGAUUAAACUCCGAUAAGAAUGACUAUUUAUCAUCUGACUCAUGGAAAUCAGAUCAAUCUAAACAAAACUUUUCUAAUUUUAACAAAAAACCCUGUGAAUUAAAACUACAUACUUCUACUCAAGAUUUAUUGAAAGGUAAAAAUAUAGUAGAUAGUAUUUUUAAAAACUUGAAUCACAAAGAAACUCAAUCAUCAAAACUAACAUAUAUCUGUACUACUGAAAACAUUUCAACUGAGCAAAGUGAUAUAAAAAACUUUGAUCGCCUUCAUCAAAAUUCUCGCAAUGGUUCAGAAAAUCAGUAUCUCAGCUAUAAAAAUGAAAUUUCAAAUCUGAAUCUUCCUACUGGUAAUUCUGAAGAAUUGUUCGGCGAUUUAAACAUUGAUAAAAAUCCAACAAAUGUUAGUAUAUUAACAGAGUACACGAAGGAUAAAGAAAACGGCGAAAAAAAUAGUGAAGUAGACUGCAAACUAGGUGUUUGGACUAAAGUUAAACCUCGUAAAAAAAAUGUUAAUGGACGCAGAAGUAGCUGUGAUAAAGCUUUCAAAAUAAUGCAAGAAAAUUCAGCCAUUCUUCAUAAGAUUCUUACUUGUCAAGCCAAAAGAUGCCUACCAGACUUAGAAGAAAUCACAAAUGAAAUCACGAUAAGUCCGAUCAAUGAAGAAAUAUCAAAAAUUUUUAGUCCUAUACUAGAGCAGAUAGAGUUGAGCGAACAUGAUAUAAAUGAAGAAGUCGAAAAAAUUCAUUUACAUAAUUUCAAUCAAAUUAAUGACGGCAAUGAAUCUGAAUAUGAUGCAAGUUAUAUUAAGUAUUUCAAUCUUCCAUUAAAAGACGAUGGAAUUUUUCAUUGCAAUAAAGAUAGAGAUAAAAUGAUGAUGGCUCGUUACUCACCUUCGAAGGAAGACUUAGUUGAUCAUGACAUGGAUGAAGAAUUUUCAAAGCUUUCUCAUAAUUUAGUGGAAAAAUCGUCAAAUACUUCAUGCUUUCUCAAAGAGUUCUCAACAAAAAAGUCUAAUGGUGUUGGAAUUAUAGAUAUUUAUAGCUAUCCAUCAAAUGAUUUUUUUCAUGAAUUUCCUAAAAGUUUAGACCAUGAAGAGACUUAUGAUUUUUUUAAAUUAGCCAAAAAUACUUCAAGAAAAUUUUCAAAGUGUAUCGAUCAACUGGAAAAAUAUCACAUUCGAUCCACGCGUCCUCAAUCAGAUGAGUUAUCUCUAAAGAGUGAUAGUGAUAUUCAUUAUGAAUUGGAAAAAUUAGAUGAAAUGUCGUCACAUAUUUCUGUAAAAUCGAUACCCUUUAAAAUGAUACAGCAAUCAUUAUCCUCCAAAACUGAUCAAAUAGAAUCAGUUAUAGAUUCUGAAAAUAUAAUUCCGGAUGAAUAUAAAAUAACUCAUGAUCCUUCAUCUCCUCUCAACACGCGUAGUUCUUAUAAGUAUUUUAAUGACGAAUUAUCCAAAUCUCUUCCUUUUCAACUUUCCUGUGAAAAAAUUUCGAAUUCAUUCAAUAAAUCAUUGGAACCGAAUUUUGAUUUGAAUGAUCAAAGUAUAAAGUCUUCAAAUAAUUGGAGAAUUCAAAACGAACAUGAAUUUUUACUAGAAGAUUCGUAUGCGGUCCAUGUACACUAUGGAGACGAAAGCCCACAUAGGCAUAAAACAUGCGAAGAAACUUUUUCUGUACAACCACGUGACAAAGAAUUAAAUACAAGUCAAGAAAUUUUCAAAUAUUCCAAUGGAUCUCCAGCUACAUCAGAUGACCGAUUGAACAGCAAUAAAAAUAGAUCUUUAGUUUCCUCAAUAAUUGCACAUCCAAGAUAUACGCAUAAUGAAUCUAAUUUAUAUUCACGAAAUUCUCCAUCAACAUCACCGAUUGGAUAUUUGUAUGAAGAAUCACUCAUGAGCGACUCCACAAAACUUAACCGCCCAUUUUCGUAUGCUGAUGUUGAUUUAAAAAUAAACUCUCAUGUAUUUGAUUGUCACACAGUUUCUUUUGACUUACUUGAAUACGAAUUUUCACAAAAAGACAGUAGAAGUUAUAAAAGCAUGAAUGUAUUAUAAUCCGGAAAAAAAAUUCUUGAGUUUCAUUAUCAACUUACGUAAAACGUAUUUAAGAUUAUCUAAAAUAUUCAGUCAUAGAUAUAUAUGUAUAUUUGUACAGUCAUGGAUGAGUAAGCAUAAUCAAUAAUCAUUUAUCUGAUCAAGCAUAAUCACUCUUUUUGUUGACUGGACAAUUUUGAGACAUGAUUAUUCAUAAGCCAGCAUAAUUAUGUCAUUAUGAAAAAAAAAGAAAGUCCAUGUGUAUUUGUGCACACACGUACGAAGUGAAACUUCCUCACGAUAUUAUUUAUUUUAUCUUAUAUUUAUAAGAAAACAGGUUAAAUGAGGCGGUUAAUAGGUUUCAAAUCAUAAUUUUAAAUCAUUUCAUUAUUAUAAACGAUUAAUUGAGCAUUCCUCAUUAGAGUGUCGGGGCGUCUGUUAUUUAAUUACGAAGUAGUAACUGUUUUUCAAACGCGUUUUUCUCAAAACGACUUUUUUCUUUGUGUACAUUCUAGCUUAAACAUUUUAAACCGAUCAUUUUUAAAUUUAGUAGAUAGUUUUUUUAUAUAAAUACGCUCUAUGUAAACUCAACCGGAACAAUAUCAUUGUUUAAAGUAUUCUUUUAUUG
Messenger RNA from Cotesia glomerata, 5404 nucleotides. RefSeq lists its product as uncharacterized. NCBI's taxonomy places the organism in Eukaryota, Metazoa, Arthropoda, Insecta, Hymenoptera, Braconidae. The coding region runs from base 193 to 4797 and encodes 1534 amino acids. The transcript has 5 exons. Gene Ontology annotation, cellular component: endoplasmic reticulum. The record is from RefSeq and is a predicted model, not a curated record.